This is a messenger RNA of Drosophila hydei, 2932 nucleotides long. It is a transcript of the gene Sas-4, whose product is annotated as centromere protein J. Lineage: Eukaryota; Metazoa; Arthropoda; Insecta; Diptera; Drosophilidae. Gene Ontology annotation, molecular function: tubulin binding. Gene Ontology annotation, biological process: centriole elongation; cilium assembly. Gene Ontology annotation, cellular component: centriole; nucleus; centrosome. The transcript is spliced from 2 exons. The record is from RefSeq and is a predicted model, not a curated record. Bases 67 to 2868 code for a protein of 933 amino acids.
AAUGCGUAGCGUCAGGUUUCGUAUAUAUAAACAAUAAUAAUUUUGAAUGAUACUUGAAGCUAAAAUAUGGAUGGAUCUGAUGAGGUCAAUACCGCAGCUGUGAUGACACAACUGGAUAUAUCGACACGUUUGGCCGCAUUGAACCGCUGGCAAGAGGAGCAAAAACGCCUAUUAGAAGAGCGUCAAAACAAUCAGCGCCUUAUGCUGGGAUUGGAACACCGCAAUAUGUAUCAAAUGCUUGGACUCUUGCACGAUAAGCUUAACACUAUGGACGAGAGUGCCGUAGAUGUAUGUCGAAUUGAAAACACUGACAAGCAGCAAACAGUGCAGGAACAGCAGCAAGAAUCAUCAAUCAUACAAAUGCCGCGCCAUGCGAACAGGCAGGCUGAGGCGGAAAAGACUGAGCAAUGCUUCCAACUUGGAGAAAUUCCUACUAGUCCGCGGCCCGCAAAACCUAAACAGCCGUUUUUACGGCGCGGCGAAGGUCUAAAGCAGCGUUUCAAAGUUGAUCCGGAUCAAUUGCGUUUAAAUAAUUUACCGCGCUACAAGUUUGCCAAUGCUCAUCCACAGUACCGCAAGCCAAUCCUGAUGAAAAAGGAAAAACGCAGCAUUCUAAAGACGCAAAAAGAGCCAAGUGUUGUGCAGAAAACAAUAGCAUUGCCACCACCUCCACCCCAACCGGCAGCUGUAUUAUCGAUGAAGGAGCAGCGCUUUCAGCAACCACUGAUAAACAACAAGAAUGUGUGCAGCUCCACGCCGGAUCUGAAGUCUUCCUAUGCUUCGACUAGUAACACCAACUCAAGUGUAUCGCCCAAGGUGCGCUUUGUCGAGCUUAACGAUGCCAAAGGACAAACGGCAGAUGAUGAACACUCUUCUGAGGCAAGUUCCAAUGCACUGGCAAAUGUGUGUUGGGCCAAGGUACUGGACUCGAAGCAGAUUAAACCGCCUGUACUGCAUCGACGUAGUGCCCAGAUACGUGUGGAGGACGAUGACAAUAUUAGCAUAUUUGAGCUGUUGGAGCAGAAGGCACGUGAGGGCAACGUAGAUAUGAAUUCUAGCUGCAUACGCACAUUCAUGGCACGCAAGGAGAUGCAUCGUCAGGUGGAUGCCGACGAUAGUGAUCAGAUAGUGAUUUCCCAACAGUUGCGUGAAAUGCACCUCCAACCAGAGGUGUGUGACGUGAUCAGUGAAAAUGAUGAUGAUGAAAAUCAGGAUGAGCAAAACACCACCUUGACCAGGACUCCUAUUAAAAUUACCGCAGGCAAAACUCAAGUACAUGUGCGCUUCUCCGAUUCCAAUGAUACACAUGAAUAUUCAGAUGAGGCAACGCUGCAGGAUGGCACAAAUGUGCAGCUCUUCGAAGAAUUUAAAUCGGCGCUGUUUCAGGCUCUGGAACAGAGAAAGACACAGCCAACGCAGAACGUCGCUGGCGAUGAGCCGUUAACGCAAGAGUUGCAGUCGAAAGCGAAUUUGGUGCGAAUACGUCUCGAGGAACUGGAAAAGGAAAUUGCCACAUUUAAGGAACAAAAUGCUCAGCUUUUGCGGCUUAAACAGCAACACGAACUGGACCAGGCCAAGUGUGCACAAGAUCAGUUGGAGGCAAUGGAACGUGUGCAUGAUGAGAAAAUCCAAGCGGAAAUCUAUUUGCACGAUGAGCGAAUGAAGAUUGAAGAGGAGCGUCGCAAAUUCGAGCAGCAGAUGCGUCUUCAAAAGAGCAAUGUCAAUAGCAAGGAGAAAAAGGAGCUGGCGCUGCUUAAGCAAGAGGUAGAGGCUCUUCAGCUGCAGCUUAAACAAAAGGAACAGACUCACGUGUCAGCACAGGCGCGGCUUCGUGCUCAGCUGCGUGCCCAGGAAAAGGAGCAACGCAACUGCAGGGACGAGAUUGAGCUGCUUGGACGUGAAAACAAGCGACUGGAGCAGGAGCUUGUGAAGAUAACUCGCGAGAGCAAUAGUAAAAUGUUGCAGGAAAUCAAUCGGAAUAUUGCCCGCUUGGCCCCAAAGCUGCAGGAGACAACAAUGCCUUUAGCCAAAAACACGGACGAGAAUGGCAAACGGCAAAACAAGUCUAUUACGGAGAUAUUGCAGGAUAAGGCGACGAGCAAACAGCGACGACAAAGUCGAAGCCGAAAAAAAGCUGAGCCACUGAAUGAAAGUUAUGCAUCAAGCAGCUCCUUUGAUAUGGAUGAGGUGAUACCCUUGCCAAAGCCAACAAAGUCAGCCACAGCAACUGCUGAACCAAUUCUUACCGAGCGCAACAAGAAUAACAAACACAACAGAAACAACAACAAUGAAAAUAGCGAAUUUAAGCGGGAGAUUGUGAAUGCGGAUGGUAGCAAAGACAUUUGGUAUCCAAAUGGCAAUCUUAAGAAGAUCAGUGCCGAUGGCAUGAGCGUGCGCAUGCUGUACUUCAAUAAGGAUAUUAAGGAAACAGACAUACGUGCCGGCACAGUCAAGUAUUAUUACGCAGAGACAAACACAUGGCACACUAGCUAUCUGGACGGCCUGGAAAUACUCGAGUUUCCGAAUGGACAAACCGAGCAUAGACACAAAAAUGGGAUCAUCGAGAUUCAUUUUCCAAAUAAUACCAUUAAAAUUGUAGAUCCCAGUGAUACGGAAAAGUUAGAAGAAUGGCGCUACGCGGAUGGCACGCACCUUGUUCAACUGCGAAACGGUGAUAAGAUAUUAAACCUUCCCAAUGGACAAAAGGAAAUACACACGAAAUUGAACAAACGUCGUGAAUAUCCCGAUGGCACAGUUAAACUCGUCUAUCCGGAUGGCAGCCAGGAAACACGUUAUUCCAAUGGCCGUGUCCGACUCAAAGAUAAGGAUGGUAAACUAAUAAUGGAUACGGACUAUGCCAAGUAUUAGAUACGUUUAGCAUCUGCAUUUAAUUAAAUAUUUUAUACAAUUUUAUGUAAUUAGUUAUGCUAAA